Serpula lacrymans var. lacrymans S7.9 is the source of this 153-nucleotide messenger RNA. RefSeq lists its product as uncharacterized. NCBI's taxonomy places the organism in Eukaryota, Fungi, Basidiomycota, Agaricomycetes, Boletales, Serpulaceae. The transcript has 2 exons. The coding region runs from base 1 to 153 and encodes 50 amino acids. The record is from RefSeq and is a predicted model, not a curated record.
AUGGCUUUUGCAUCCAAUACAAUGGUCCCUGGUUUUUGUGUAUGCUUGGAUGUUGUCUCCAACAACACUGAAAUACCUACCAGAACCAUGGGCCUUAUAUACCAUGUCAUAGACCACGGAGUUCCUCAAUUGGCUGUCCACUUAAAAGCGUGA